CAAGUCUCAUACGGCAUCAAGGUAGUCUGCGAAGGCGUCGACCCAAUCGUUGAGUGCGUACCAAUAGAGCCUUUUUUGUCUCGAUCGUUUACUAAUGAUGACAGCAUCGUGGCACUCCCCGGCCUCAAUGGCCACUACGACAAAGCAUGGACUGCGGAUAACGACGUCCGUUGGCUACGAGACCUCCUUCCAAAAGACAUACUUCAUGCUCGCAUCCUUUGCUGGGGUUACGAUGAGAAUACCCACUCCAAACAACAAGUCAGCUGGCAAUAUCUAUGCUCUAAUACACUCUGAUUCCUGCCGGGAUGGCGCUUUGCUCGAGCAUCGAUCGAUCAAGCUAUCAACAUAUGGAAUUUUGUUCAUGGGAACUCCUCAUCAAGGCGGCGUAGAACUGGGGCGAGUUCUUGCCAAUUUAGCAUCACUUUCUAUAGCAGCCGACAACCUACUCCUUAAACACCUUGAGCGGGAUUCAAAGUGGCUACAACAGCAGCUAGGACAGUAUGCGCCGAUCAGCAACGAAUUUGUCACCAAAUUCGCAUACGAAGAGUAUUCCACUCUGACCCCAAUGGGACAUAGGCUCAUGGCUCUAAUACACUCUGAUUCCUGCCGGGAUGGCGCUUUGCUCGAGCAUCGAUCGAUCAAGCUAUCAACAUAUGGAAUUUUGUUCAUGGGAACUCCUCAUCAAGGCGGCGUAGAACUGGGGCGAGUUCUUGCCAAUUUAGCAUCACUUUCUAUAGCAGCCGACAACCUACUCCUUAAACACCUUGAGCGGGAUUCAAAGUGGCUACAACAGCAGCUAGGACAGUAUGCGCCGAUCAGCAACGAAUUUGUCACCAAAUUCGCAUACGAAGAGUAUUCCACUCUGACCCCAAUGGGACAUAGGCUCAUGGUACGUGUUUCCCCGAACUAA
This is a messenger RNA of Pyricularia pennisetigena, 910 nucleotides long. RefSeq lists its product as uncharacterized. The transcript is spliced from 3 exons. The coding region runs from base 95 to 910 and encodes 271 amino acids. NCBI's taxonomy places the organism in Eukaryota, Fungi, Ascomycota, Sordariomycetes, Magnaporthales, Pyriculariaceae. The record is from RefSeq and is a predicted model, not a curated record.